Molecule: messenger RNA, 1043 nt
Organism: Vicia villosa (hairy vetch)
Lineage: Eukaryota; Viridiplantae; Streptophyta; Magnoliopsida; Fabales; Fabaceae
Product: pathogenesis-related protein PRB1-3-like
Exons: 1
Coding region: 113-766 (217 amino acids)
Cellular component (GO): extracellular region
Source: RefSeq, a predicted model, not a curated record
ACAUUUUUCUCUUUUGAAAGGUAAUAAAUCUAACAAAUAUAAACCCCCACAAUUUCUCCCACAUAAUUUCUAACCGGGGCUCUCGCACAACACGAGUCCCCAAUUUUCCACCAUGCGUACAUUCCUUUUCUUCAUCGUUCUCCUCUUCUUCUCCUCCUCCGUCAUCUCCACCGUCUCCGCCCACGAAACACCAACAACAACACCCGCUACUCCAUCCACACAACAGCCUUCCACGCCAUCUAAAAAAGGCCGUGGUCGCCGCCGUCGCAAUGCAGCCAAAUUCUUCGGCUUCGUUCGUGCAAACCGCACAAUGUAUCUAUACAACCAAACCGAAUUAGCCAAGGAGUUCAUGCACGCGCACAACUGGGUGAGAAAGGAGUACAAGCUCCCACCUUUAGCAUGGAGCGAAAACCUCGCGAGCUUCGCGAGGAAGUAUCUCAUGGAAAGGUAUGAUGAUUGUAAACUGGUUCAUUCUACUGCGAAUUACGGGGAGAAUAUGUUCUGGGGGAAGAAACUGCACUGGACACCUUCUGAUGCGGUUUAUUACUGGUACAAGGAGAAGGAUUCGUUCGAUUUCAACACGUUGAAGUGCGCGCCGCCGCCGAAGCUUUGCGAACAUUUUACGCAGAUUGUUUGGAGAGAUUCUUCGCAUGUUGGAUGUGCAUUGCAGCAUUGCAAGAACGUUGGCACUGGGAUGCUUAUCGCGUGUGAGUAUGAUCCGCCGGGUAAUUUUGUAAACGAGAAUCCUCUCGUUCAUACUACUUAAUCAAAUCAUGCCCCUAAUAUCAAACUAAGAGACAUGAAUUGUUGUUGUCUUAGUUUGUUUGAGAGAUUAAGGAGAAUCUAAUUAUUAUUAUUUGUGACUCAUGUUGUUUGUGUUUUUAAUGUAAAUUAUAAUAAAUUACAUUGCGUAUAUUAUGUAUAUGCUUCCUUUUAUGUGUUGUUUUUUUGUAAUCUUGUUAAUUUGGUUGUACUCUAGUUGCCCUGGCAAAUUGUACAUAAUUUGUAUAAUUGGUUUGGUGUUUUUGAGAUACAAUAUACAA